This is a messenger RNA of Thamnophis sirtalis, 1196 nucleotides long. NCBI's taxonomy places the organism in Eukaryota, Metazoa, Chordata, Lepidosauria, Squamata, Natricidae. The record is from RefSeq and is a predicted model, not a curated record.
AGGAUGGAAAAAGAUCGUCCAUCCCAGCCCUGUGGUGGGUCAAUGGAAGAGGAGCGGAGGUCAGAUGGAGCUUUGAAGAGAUGGGGCUCCAUUCCAGGAAGGUGGCCAACAUCCUCAUCGACCGAUGUGGACUACGCAAAGGCGACAGAAUCCUGGUCGUUCUCUCCCGGAUUCCGGAAUGGUGGCUGGUGAUCAUGGCUUGCAUUAGGACAGGCAGAGAGGCACCUGCCAAUCAUACUUGUGUGAAAACCAAGAUGAAUGAUCCCAUGUUGGUUUAUUUCACCAGCGGAACCACAGGGGCUCCCAAGAUGGUUGAACACAGUCAAGGGAGCCUGGGGUUCAGACCCAUCAUUUGCCAAAGGUAUGAAAGAAAUUCCCUCGAAAUCCCAGUGAAAAUCCAUCAUAGUGAAUUUAUCAUUAGAUCAGCUAACGGACGUGCAAAGCUCACUCUCUCCCAAUUUCCGAUCACCGCUUUCCUGAGUACUCCUACCCUCUUUCGCAUCUUGUUGAGGGAAGAUUUAACCAGUUUCAAGUUCAAGAGUCUCCAAUACUGUAUAAGUGGAGGAGAACCAAUAAGUCUUGAAGUGGUGGAAGAAUGGAAGAACAAGACAGGACUGGAUAUCUAUCAACUAUAUGGACAGACAGAAACGGGAUCAAUUUGUUCCGUUUCCAAAGAAAUGAAAAUUAAGCCAGGCACCAUGGGGAAAGCUCUUUUUCCUUACGAUGUCCAGAUUGUAGACCAAGAAGCCAAUAUUUUGCCUCCUGGAAAAGAGGGUGAAAUAGCAGUCAGGAUAAAACCCGAAAGACCCCUUGGCUUCUUCACUCAGUACAUUGAUGCACCUCAAAAAAUGGCUGCCACAACGCGCGGGGACUUUUUCCUCACUGGAGACAGAGGAGUGAUGGAUGAAGAUGGCUACUUUAGGUUCAUCGGACGAACUGACGAUAUCAUCAAAUCAUCUGGGUGGAAUUUGUCCAGCAGCUACCGAAAUCCCAAACGGGAAAGAUCCAACGGAAUGAAUUAAGAGACCAAGAAUUUGGCCGAGUUUAAAUCUAUAGAAAGCUUGCUUCAUCUCCACCGUUUUCUUUCAUUGAUGUGAUCCAAAAGCCUUGUUACCUCUCGAAACGACUUGUUCUUUGGCUUGGCUUUGAGUUCUCCCACUGAAACCUAUAGGGGCCAUACAUUAAAAGCAGUCUUC